AUGCCACUGGUUCCUGGUUUGCCUGAGAACUGCGAGGCAACUAUUGACCUUCAAGAAGAGCGAGUGCAAUAUUUGAAAAAGGCAUAUGACAAAUUAGCCAAACCAUUUGAGAAAAUCUUGGAAGAAAACGUACCAGACUUGAUAGUAGUUGAUUUUGCACCACAUUUGAUCCCAGAAGUUGCUGCGAAAUUUGGUGUGCCUACAGCAUUUUUUAGUGUAUAUACAGCUGCGACAUUAGCUUACGUAGGGCCACCCGCUGAACUGAAGUCUGGCAGUCGACGAACAAGCCCGGAACAUUUUACGAGGCCACCGGAAUGGAUCCCUUUCCCUUCUCUUGUAGCACACCGGUCUGAUUAUGCACCAAAAAUGAUGCGUAACACGCACUUUCCUGACGCAUCAGGCGUGUCCAGUGGCCAACGUAUAGCCAAAAUUGUGGAAGGAUGCAACUUUGUCAUAGUGAGAAGCUGUAAAGAGUUCGAGGGAGAAUACAUAAAUCUCGUUGAAGAACUUUAUCAGAGGCCAAUUCUGCCAAUUGGAGUUCUCCCACCUGUAUCAGACGGAAACAUGAGCCACAUGGCAAUCGAUUCGAGCUCGACCAGUACUUUUAAAUGGAAGCCAGAAGGUAUAGAAAGUUCAGACUUGCUGCCUCCUGGUUUUGCCAACCGUACUUUAAGCCAGGGUAUUGUUACUCUUGGUUGGGUACCCCAAUCUGAAAUACUCGCUCAUCCUGCAAUUGGAGCGUGUCUCUUCCAUUCUGGUUGGGGUACAAUCGUAGAAGCUUUAUGUUUUGGACAUCCAUUGAUUCUUCUGCCAAUGGUAGCCGACCAAGAACUUAAUGCUAAGCUGCUAACAGAAAAAGAAAUCGGCUAUGAAGUCCCAAGGAACGAAGAUGGUUCUUUCAAUCGGGACAUGGUUGCCAAAUCAGUCAGAAAAGUUAUGUUGGAACCAGAGGGAGAGCCAUUAAAGUUGAAGGCCUCACUCAUGAGAAAUGUUUUCAACAAUCAGGAUCUCCAUGACAGUUACAUAAACAUGUUCAUCCAGCAUCUGAAGAAAUACAAAAAUUCUGAAGGGCGCAAGCUAGUAUUAAGUUGUAAGAAUGAAAUGUGA
Fraxinus pennsylvanica is the source of this 1107-nucleotide messenger RNA. The record is from the annotation of a GenBank genome assembly. NCBI's taxonomy places the organism in Eukaryota, Viridiplantae, Streptophyta, Magnoliopsida, Lamiales, Oleaceae.